Messenger RNA from Pseudozyma hubeiensis SY62, 579 nucleotides. RefSeq lists its product as hypothetical. The coding region runs from base 1 to 579 and encodes 192 amino acids. Lineage: Eukaryota; Fungi; Basidiomycota; Ustilaginomycetes; Ustilaginales; Ustilaginaceae. The transcript is spliced from 3 exons. The record is from RefSeq and is a predicted model, not a curated record.
AUGAGUCGACUGACCGUGGUGAAGAAGGAAGGAAGGAGGGAAGGACGAAGUAAGGAGGGAAGGAACGAAGAAGAGCUUUGCUCGGCUGCCUUGAUUGUGUGUUGCAGCUUGCUGCCCAUAGUUGAGCCGAUUUUGCAAGGUUUACCGGCCAAAAUCAUCCGUCGCAGUCACUUGCAAAUUGGGCGGUGGAGCUGUGAGAAUGUCAAGAGCGGUAAAGAAGCCGACCGCCCGGGAGAGGCCGACAGGCGCUGGUGCUCGACCAAAUUGCUAGGAAUUUUGAUUUUGGCGAGCUUUCUUUGCUGCUGCACGAAAAUGCGUCAGCUGCGUCUGGUUCCCAGCAAUUCGGCUGCCGAAGCCAACAGUGGAACACAAGCACAUUUUCGCGCUGAGUUGUACAACGGAGACCCGCAUCGCACCGAAACAUGGAACGAUGUCGUGCAUGAGAUGCAGAAGGCCCGCCUCGAGGUGAAGCAAAACCGACUUGGCAUGCAGCAGCGGCAGCCGUGUCGAGUCCGCACAUGUGAAAGGAAGACGAGGAUCGUGCACGGAAGAGCGUACAGCACCGGUCGAGGUCGGUAG